This is a messenger RNA of Colossoma macropomum (tambaqui), 9552 nucleotides long. RefSeq names its product MAX dimerization protein MGA a (gene mgaa). NCBI's taxonomy places the organism in Eukaryota, Metazoa, Chordata, Actinopteri, Characiformes, Serrasalmidae. Gene Ontology annotation, biological process: positive regulation of DNA-templated transcription; regulation of transcription by RNA polymerase II; cell fate specification. Gene Ontology annotation, molecular function: RNA polymerase II cis-regulatory region sequence-specific DNA binding; DNA-binding transcription factor activity, RNA polymerase II-specific; protein dimerization activity. The record is from RefSeq and is a predicted model, not a curated record. Gene Ontology annotation, cellular component: nucleus.
AUGCACGCACAGUUUAGAGGGUGAGACGCACGGUAUGAUAGUUGAAGCGCAAUAAAAAAGGGACGACAUAACCGCGUACAGGAGGAGCGGUGCGCGUUGCGUAUAAGAGGUAACACUUCGAAACGGGCGCGUAAUCGUGCACUUACUGAGGAAUAAACCCACGUGCUCAGAUUCCAGCCCACCUUUUGCUCGCUUUCCGAUUCAGCCACCAUUCGGCGCUGCUCGGUGUGCACGUUCCUCCGGCCUUGUCGAGGUAGCGACGUCGGCGACAUUAACUCGACGUCCCCUGAUUCAGAGGAUGUUGAAUGACCAGACAUAGCCUGAGGUAAAGGAGUCAGAAGCUCUUCAGAUGACUCCUUCACUCCAAUGGCCAUCACAGAAAAGCAGGCCAUAAUGGUGAUUCACCAGGAGGGCAUGACCACAUCUGCACCUCAGGCUUCUUCUGCUCGUUCCCUUUUUGUUGUCCUCAAACCGUUACAUCCUGGAGGCGGAGGUCAGGACGAAGGAGCUCUGUUGGCUACUAAGGAAGCCAGUCCUUUGAGGACAUCCGCUGUUGGCUUUCAGAAAUUAACGUCCAUGUCCUUGUCAGCUAUGGCAGGCGCAAACAGCAGUAACCAACUAUGGAAUUUGCCAGCAGAGAGUACAUGUAAAGGCAUUACUGUCACUUUGGACAACAAUAAUAUGUGGAAUGAGUUUUAUAGAUGUCAGACUGAGAUGAUCCUAACUAAGCAAGGUCGUAGAAUGUUCCCUUGUUGCCGCUUCCGCAUUUCUGGGUUGGAGCCUUUCCAGCGGUACACAUUAGUAAUGGAUAUGCAUCCAGUAGAUAACCACCGGUACAAGUGGAGUGACAGACGUUGGGAGACAAACGGGAAAGGUGAUCCACAUAUUUUGAGCUCCUUUGUACACCCUGAGUCCCCUGCUACUGGCCUUGAUUGGAUGCAAAACCCUGUUUCCUUCUACAAACUGAAGCUCACCAACAACCCUUCGGACCAAGAGGGCCAUAUUGUUAUAAACUCUAUGCACCGAUACCUUCCCCGUCUUCACAUUAUACCUGCAGAUAAGGCCACAGAUGUAGUUCAACUAAAUGGACCUGAUGUUGUAACCUUUAGUUUUCCUCAGACAGAAUUCUUUGCUGUCACAGCUUACCAGAAUCUAUGCAUCACCCAGCUUAAAAUUGAUUACAACCCUUUUGCAAAGGGUUUUAGAGAUGAUGCUACCAACUCCCGAUCCUGCAAGCCCAAAACCGGACUUUCCACUGAAACCGUGGAUAGUGAAGUUAAACCCAGCAGAGAGACUACAACCCUGAAUAAUCUCAAGACCUUGUUUGCCAAGAGGAGUGCUGCCGAAAAAGUCCUCAAAGUACAAUCUCUGCCUGCCCCAAACGAUGAGAACCUAAAAGCAGUUAACGGUGAUGCUCCCGUAAAUGCUGAGCUUGAGAAAACUUCAAGCAAGAAGCGCCCAUGGCCAGAGGGGCUGUCUGAGUUGAUUAAGGGUGCUCAUGUUAAGGUAAAGAGAAUAUCCCUUGAGAAGCUUCAUGAUGGCAGUGACCAGCAGAUGGCCAGCAGCUCUUGCACUCUGCCUGCAGGAAAGCAAAAGAAAGAUGCUGCAUCCAAGGACUGCAAAAUGGAAAACGUUUCAGUCACAGCUAUAAACAAGGAGGAAAUGGAAACCGAAAAGAAGCCAAAGAAAGGAAGUGGAACUGUUGAUGUCAGAAAUAUUGUUGACGCAGAAGGGCCAAAAAGUGCCAAUACAGUAUCAAUCUCAAUAGCCACGAACUCAUCCACCAUAAAAAAUACAAACAUGCAAAUGAACUCCUCUGGUAUAGUUAUUUCAGAUACAUCCAUAAAUGAAAGGGUGGACACAGCAUUGAGUGAAACAGCCACAAAAACAGAUGGUAGGGACACUUCACAGUCUUUAGUCAAACCUCCUGACUGUAGAGGAGAAGUAAAGAAGAAGCGGGCUGAGCCUGUACCUUUACCUCUUCUUGCCCUAUUUCUACAGCAGUUGAAGUCAAAAACAAGACCCACCAGACCGAAGUCAAAAUGUGAAACUUCUGGUUCACCUUCACACACAGAUAAAUCCUGUAAAAUCUCAGUUGCUGAAAACGUACCUCCCACUACAGAAUCCUUUAGCCCCUCUCUUACCACACAAUCAAAUGCACAACCAGUAGCGUCUGUAAUUUCAGAAACAGUCACCUCAUCCAUUUUAACAUGCACUGUGUCUAACGCCAUAGUAUCUCCAUGCUUGUCGUUAUUACCCGCUACAUCAUCCUCUACAUCACUGAUUACAUCCCCCACAUUACCAGACAUGCCUUCACCUUUGAAGCCUUCUCCUCCCCUAGUUGACCCUGCCCAAAAUCCUGACCCUGUUCUUGCUGAACAUAAAGCUGCCUCAACACUAGAUUCUGACACUAGUAUUGUCACUACCCCCACAGCAGUUGCUGUUUCUGAGACUAUGCUUGUGUCCAAGCAACAGGAUGCACCUGUCACUUUGUCUGCAUUUUCAGAUAAUACUGUACCCAACAGCUUUCUUUCAGUAACUACACCUGACAAUAAUGUUGUCUCAAAUGCUGAUGCUCCCAGUGCCAUUUCUUCCAGCUCUCGUCCUAAGACAUUUCCUGUUACAAUAUCUGACAGUCCAAAAGAUGAACUUGUUUAUAGUAAUGUUGUUACCGCUGAAACGGACUUGGACUCCUGUACAGACCCAUGUGCUGAAUUUGUUCCUGAGGCUCCUUAUCAAUCCCCUUUGUCAGAUGACGAUGACAUCCCAUUUUCACCAUCAUCUCCACCAUCCACGGAGUUCUCUCUACCAAGCCCUGCUCCUUCAUCACCUGACCCAUUUCCACCAGGACUGUUUUCUGAUCGACCAAUACCUCCUAGAAAGUCACUUGACCCGUUUCCAUCUGGUCUGUUAUUUGAUAGACCAAGACCCCUUGUGGACUCAUUUGACUCUUUGCCCCGUAGCAUUUUUUUCACUAAACCAUCACGUACUGGAGAAUCAGAGCCAACAACUGAGAGUGUCAGUAGCGAGGUGACCUGUUCACUUGCCCCUGACCCUUGUAUUCCAACGGAAACCGAUCAGUCCUUACAAGAGAGUACAACCAGGAAGACCAAGGUGAAACCCAAGAAAGGUGGAAAAUUAAAGCUGAGUGAGGAUGCAGAGGUUACUGAAGGCCCCGUACCUGUCCCAUUGCAGCCCAACCUCGAGGAUGUGGAGGGCCAGUUGUUUGUUUCAUUCAUGUCAAAGAAAGCUCUUGAAAUUCAUCUUGGGGAUGAAGCUAAAGAAGAAACUUCACAGAAAUCCACAGAAAACAUAAAUGAUGAAGAUCCUCAAAAUACUCAAGAAAGAAUUGAUGCACUUGAGAAGGACCUUCUACGUGACUUAAAAAUUAUGAAGCACAGACAGGUCAUCCACCCAGUGCUGCAAGCAGUUGGCCUGAAGUUGAACCUGUUGGAUCUUACUCUGGCCAUUGAUCUGCAGUAUCUGGGUGUGUGCUUACCUAUUCCUCCACCUGUCGUCUUACCUGGGGAAAGCUCUGGGAGUUCAACCUCAUCACAGGUCCAGUUUGUGUCUAGGACAGGGAAAACAACUGACUUCACUAAAAUCAAAGGCUGGAGAGAUAAAUUUACCACUUCAAGCUCUUCAACUCUUCCUGGAGGUACCAGCUCAGAUGCAGGGCAAAAGAAUCUUUCUGCCUUCUGCAGUGACAUGCUUGACGAGUAUCUGGAAAGUGAAGGCAAGCUCAUUGAUGAACGAGCUGCCAGCUUCUCCCAGGCAGCUGUCACUCCUGUGGCCUACCAGCUGCCCACUAAAAGCACAAGCUAUGUUCGUACUCUGGACAGCGUGUUAAAAAAGCAGGCACCUCCAUCCACAACAGCAUCCCUUAAACCUUCCUUGGCAUCAAGAAAAUUUACCCUGUCAUCUAAAAGCAAAGAGAUUGCCAAGUUAGGGGAAAAUGGAUCAAAGAAAUCCAAAUAUGUUGCAGCAAAAACAGCCUCCAGCACAGACAAGCCAUCAAGUACAUCCAGCAAAGAAGGCCCCAAGGUAGAAGAAAACUCCUCGAAGAAAUUUGCCAAAUCUGGUGCUUCAAAACCUGUAUACAGUGAGCCAUCAGCUCCUUGUAGCGUAUGCCCAAGCAAAACAUCUGCUAAAAUUAAGACCAGGAAAGGAUCCAAGACCUCACAAGCAUCUUCACUACCUGAUGGAAAGCCUGUUGUGAAUAGUAUGUCGAUGGCAACUGUAGGCCAGGACUCUACUUCUAGUACCCCUGGAGGACGCAUUACAGGCCUGUCCAAGACUCUGGUUAAACUCCUGGAUUUGGAAGAUAGUGCUGUCUGGGAAGGGAAACGUCGUACUUGCAUCACUGAGGAACGGGCAGCCAUUGCUUUAUCCUCCCUUGUCACAGCAGAGAGUCCUGUAAAAAGCAGCCCUUCUACCAUCAUUAGGAGGCGUGCUCCACCUUGCCUCAAUGACUUUUGCAGACUGGGUUGUGUAUGUACUAGCUUGGCUCAGGAGAGGCGCCAGCACCACUGUGGCAAACCGCAGUGCAUGCUUGGCUGUGACUGCCUUCGACGCAAAGUAGUCCUGUUGAAACACUCUAAGGAUGAGGACUCGAAGAAGGAUCUUAUAGCUCAAGGUCAGCCAGAUGAAGAUGAAACUGAAAUGUUAAAGAAAAAAAAGAGGAGGAAAGCCUAUAUUCUGUCAGGUCCUGAAUCAGCACCUGAGCCAGCCACACGGGUGAAAAGACUAUGGGAUCAGAAAAAUGAGGCUGAUACAGAGUGUCUUUUCAUUCCUACACCUGCCAGGCCUCUUCGUCCUCCACUCUUAUCUCCGGAGCUGCAGCAAGAUUUGGAGAAUUUUCUCCAUCCUUUGCCUAAUAAAGUGUUGAAUGAUGGAGGGCUGAAGUUGACCAAAGGCGGUAAGCAGAGUUGUGCUCGUGUGAGGCCAUUUUGCAGGACAAAUCAGUGUCAUACUGGACAACAGAGCAAAAAGCAGGGUGAUCCACAUCUUGGUCCAGAGGACUCCCUAGAAGAUAUGGAGGAAGGAGAACUUCGGCCACCUGUUCUGUCUGGCCCUACCAAACGUCUAGAAAUUGUAUCCAAGUGCAAGUGGGCAACAGCAGGCAGCAGGAAUGUUGUCCUGCGUGUGGUUUGUGAGCAUAUGGCUCAGGACCGCCUGAACCACCCUUUCUGGGUCGGAAAGUACCACAUCCAGCCCAUCUCCACGACUGUCCAAGAGACGGAUGAAGGAUCCACAAUCACAUACAAAGUUUCCAUCUCUCAGCCCAAGCCUGUUAAGAAUGAUCAAAAGAAGGAGGAGAAUGAGAAGAUAAAGCAGUUGGAAGCCCAGUUGAUUAAGACAAUAGGGAAGAGUGAAGUAAAAGGUCUCCCUCUUCUUUCUCAAGUCACUCCUGCAGGUUUACUAAAGGCUGAGAAAAAACCUCCUGGUGCUUCAGGGCAGAUAACAGUCAAUGGAAAACCUUACCCACAAGCCAAGCUAGAAUUGGGCCAGAUGGGGGCUUUGCACCCGGCCAACAGAUUGGCUGCUUACAUCACAGGGAGAGUAUGCCUGGAUAACCAAAAUGCCACCAAAGCUGUAACCACAGCCACCAUUUCAACAACUACUCCCACAACUUCUACCACUAUCACUAGAGCUGUGGCCACAACAGCUUCUGUUACCGGCACACGUUCUUCUGCUGUCAUAUCAGUCAAGCCCAUAGUGACCAAGCCCCCAGUGGGAACGGUCUUCACCCAGGUUGUCAUCAACCAUAUGAACUCCCAGCAGCAAAAGCUGCCCAGCACUAGUGCACCGCAGUGUUUGAGUUCUAUUAAAAAUCUUAUCAACCCCCCUUCGUCCUUGAUGACUGGGGUCACAGGGGUCUCAGUUGUCUCUAACACACCUUCAAAAGCAAGCAUGGCUUCCUGGGCACCUGCCGCCUCUGGCCCUACAGAUGGACCUGUCCAGGUGGUUAAAGCAGUACCAGUGUCUGGAUCAAUUGCACCAGUAAAGAAGACCUUUGUGUUUAGUUCUACUGGCCUACGUGCAUCUGCCCCUGGUGGUGGAGUCAGGCUGAUGCAGCCUGUAACAUCUGCUCAACCACCAGUCCCAGGCCAGAGGAUGGUGUUUCAGAUGUUGAAGACAGCAAAUGGAGGCACCGUGUACCGCAACCCUAGUGGUCAGCUUGUCCAAUUGGUGCCCCUCAGCCAAUUCAGGGCCCUCAAUCCCAACUUUCUCAUACCCAAGCAGAUUUUCUCUAGGAUAGUGCAUUUCACUUCACACCACUGUGAAUUUAUGUACAUUUAUCCACCAUUGUUCGUUUUCCCCCACCUACUGCAAAGUAAACCUCAAAAUGCCAGCUCUGUUUCCCCUGUCAUUUCAUCCAUACCUCCCACCUCCACUGCACCUCUACUGCAAGCUCAGAAUCUGACCCCAGUACACAGUACUGCAACCUUCAGUAUGACAACAACAGUCACUUCUUCUGUGACUGUAAAACCGGCUGUCUCUUUUUCUGACCUCAAAUCCACGUUGAGCCAGCCUGGUACAGUGAAUAUAGUCCCAGGAAUUCUUAGCAAUACUGCCAAAGACAUUCUAAAAAUUGUAACUCCAGGUGUUAUCAAGGAUUCAAAACAUGCCAGUAUCACAGAAAACUCUUCAGCAUCUACAAGGCAAAGCACUUUAAACGCUGCUCCUGCAAAAGGAGGCAUUGUACUGAUAACAGCCCCAAGUUCCUUAUCAUCCCAGAAUCAAGACCUCAAAAAGUCAGACAGCAACAUCAAAGUCAGCUGUGUUCCAACAGAGGGAUCAGAACAGGAUGUUCAGUCCUCCAGCUGUUCAAAAAAGCCUUCUGAUAGUGUGGUUCUGGAAGACCACUGCUAUACCUUUGAAACAAAGGGAACCAGCACCUCAUGUGAAAAGCCUGAAGAUCCUACAGAUGCCUCAAAUCCUGCAAAUGCCUCUGCAUCAAACACACUCCCAAAAGAGUUGCUGGAAUUUGGCCCUGUUGAGGAAGAUGAAGAAUCUGAUGUUGAAGAUGAAGCCCUGGGGUUUGACUUGGGUGGCGAGGCAGGACUAGAUAUGGAAGAAGUUGAGAUCGAUUCAGACUGCACAGAAUUAACUGAAGACUCAGACAUGUAUAAUGACUUCACUGAGUCCAGUGACCAGGAAGACCUCUACAUAGACACUGAUUCUGAAGAUGGAAGGAAGAGUGAGCAGAAACGAGACAGUGUGACUGUAGAGAUGCAGGAUCUGCGUGGGAAGGAUGAUGAUGAGCUGGUUGAUAUUGAAACAUUUGAGGAGAAGGAUGAAAAGAAUACUGCACUACUUGUGUUGAAGAAGCGUGAAAGAGGUCAGCAGAAUCUAAGAGCAGAAGAGGAGAGUGAAAAAGAGUUUUUGCAUAAGAAGAAGAAACAAGAAAUGGAGAGACGCAGCACUCUAAGAGAGUGUUUUCACAAGAUGCGAAUGACACUAAAUCUUGAUGGCAAAUCCUCCAAAAUGACAAUACUCACGCUGGCUCGAGAAGAAAUCUGUGCUCUUAUUAAACAAAGAGAUCAGUUGGUGAAUAUGCACAAAAGGCUGAAAAAGAAGAGAGCAUACUACCUUCAGCUAGCAUCCCAAAUAUCUGGAAAGACUGAGGAGUCCAUCUCUCAGAAGCUGGAUGAAAUCAUUACAAAACAGAAAUCUCUGGAGAACCAAGACAAGUCAAAAGACAUGAAUCUUACACCACCAGCUCCAAAGAGCAUGGAUUGGGAUCUCAUCACAAAACAGAAGAAACUGGAGUCCAAGGACAAAGUUAAAGAUAUCUUGCAUACACAUGCUGAACUAUCCCCUAACUCGAAACCAGUUGACCUUAGCAUCUCCAAACAGAAAGGUCUAGGACACAAGCCCAUUGGAAGUUUCAGUUCUAAGAAAAAAGUGCUUGACUCUUUGGAGAAAGAGACUAUUUUGAAACCCACUCAGCCAGCCAAGCCACCUAGCUUUAACACUCUGUCAACUUCACAACCCACACUACAUCUGGAAAAGCCAGCUUCAUUGUCACGGGAGAGAACAAGGCCCAACAUUCUUUCCCGCAGCAAAUCUCAAGCCCUGCCAGGGUCUCCAGCUAAAGAGCAAGCAUUUGUUCCUCAAGUAAUUCCACUGGUGGAAGCAGUGGUGCCAUGUAAUCAGAUCAUUACUAUAAGUAACCCUCUUCAGCCCAUUGGUAUCACAUCUUUAGGUGAAAGGCAGUCAGCCACACCAGGGGUUGCAGCUGUGUCAAUAUCUGUUCCUGCUAUAUCUCACCCAAUACGAGUGGAGAAUCCAGUUCCCAUUUUGCAGCCUCAGGUCCUUACACUUGCCAGCAGCCCUCUAAAAAUCAACUCUCCAGUUAAAGCUGUAAACCUCCCCAAAAUUUCCAGUGUAGUUUCUUUGGUGCCACCAGAAAAACUGCUAAUCACACCACCAGUUGUUCUGCAGAAGACGGACGUUCCACCUGUUGUCCAGACACAGGCAGUCUGCAGCCCUGUGCAUGUGGAUGCUCUGCAGAACCCUCCUACAACCUCUUCUAAUGAAGUCCCUUCUGCAGGAGAGGAACAGGGACUAGACAAACAGUCACUCGAGGACGCGUUCAAGCAGGAUGAUAAGGUCAAGGGAGCAGCAGAUGUUACAAAAAGGCAAAAGGAAGAGGAAAAAGCUGCAGCUAACAAUGAGACGGAGGUAGAAAAUCUGAUGUCCUUGCUUGAUGAGCUUGUUUACCUUGAUCAGCAGCUAAGCAAUGAACCCUCCCAGCCACAAGGAGGCGCCGAGAGUCUUACAGAGGCAGGCAGUAUAGAGACAGGUCUGCCUACUGAGAAGGAGCCAGGUGUGGACAGAGAUGAUGAGCGUUCCCUCAGCCCUUUGUUCCUCAGACUAGAUGAGGAUCUAAUAGCAUCAACCAGCUCAAAGGAUGAGAUGGAUGAUAUUCCUCCUAAAGUAGAUGAUCUUGUAAAAGUCAUAUUCGGGUCUGACUCUCCUCCCAAUUCAUCAGAAUCUGAGGUUGCUGCAGGAGCCAAUGAUGACAGCGCCAGUGUCCCUGGAAGCAAUGUUAAAAAUGAUGCUCCAUCACCGCCUCCGCUGAUGCAGAUGAAAGCUGGAGGGGGACCUGCAGCAAACUCUUUGAAAGAGCAAGCCAGUGUGUCUUGGCGGCCCAUGCCCAAACUCGCUCCUCUGGGGGUAAAGACUCAAGACGCUGGGCAGCCUAAAGCUGCAAGUCCUCAUGUCCUCAAGCCUAGCUCAAAACCUCCCAGUCUUCGCAGUGCACAUACGUAAUGACAAAUUAAUCAGGGAUAUCUGCUGUGUGUAUAUAGGAUACAUAGGAUGUUUAUUUAUUUGUAUCAGAGUGCGUUUCAUCAUGUCCUGCUUCAGCAAGACAUGCCUGUUGUGCCUCUGGUAAACCCAAAGAUGUUUACAUCUGUUAUUUUCCAACAGAGCAGAGGAAUGUGUUUGUUUUCUGCUUCUGAAUAACAGGAAAAUCUGUUUUUUCCUCAAUGUUCUUCCUCUUUAUUUUAGAAGAGGUGUCGAGUGAAUAAAAAGACAAAU